UCCGACCGCGGCGCGGUGCCAGGCCCCGACGCGCCGGUGCCGCAGGGCUUCCUGGAGAACCUCAGCAAGCUGAAGAGCCUGCUGACCCAGGUCCGCGCCGAGGACCUGAAUAUCGCCCCGCGCAAGGCCACGCUGCAGCCGCUGCCGCCCAACCUGCCACCCGUUACCUACAUGCACAUCUACGAGACGGACGGCUUCAGCCUCGGCGUGUUCCUGCUCAAGAGCGGCACGUCCAUCCCGCUGCACGACCACCCGGGCAUGCACGGCAUGCUCAAGGUGCUCUACGGCACCGUGCGCAUCAGCUGCCUGGACAACGGCCCCUGCGUCCUCACGCCGCACCGGGACAACCUGCACCAGAUCGACGCUGUGGACGGCCCCGCCGCCUUCCUGGACAUUCUGGCCCCACCCUACGACCCCGACGACGGCCGGGACUGCCACUAUUACCGGGUGCUGGAACCCGUCAGGGCCAAGGAGGCCCCCGGAUCUAGCUGUGACCUGCCCCGAGAGGUGUGGCUCCUUGAGACCCCGCAGGCCGAUGACUUCUGGUGUGAGGGGGAGCCCUAUCCAGGUCCCAAGGUCGUCCCUUGAAGCCGCAGGCUCCCAGAAGCCGUGCCCUGCUCAGAUCUGGGCCUGGCUGCCAGCGACCACAAGGGCUCUCUCCCUACCCCCCGGCUGCCUGGGCAUUGGAUCGACUGGAGUGGGCUGUAGCUGCUUCCUCGGGAACCUUGGGAAUCGUGGACGACUGGACUUCAGCCACGGGGCACGGUUAUGGGGGCGGGGGAGGCUAGGUUGUUUCCUGGCUCUGUCACUGCCACCAGGGUUUUGAUUUAGGGGGAGGGAGAGGGGGAGGGCAGCAGGGGACUCUCUGAAGUGCUUCCAUCCUAAAGCCAUAAUGAAAAUAUUCUUCCCUCUGUUCCCAUUCUAUACAAAAUACACUGAAAGGUUUUCUCUUCCCCCAUCGCCCCCGCCCUGGGUAAAUAGGGUUUGUUUUCCACUUAUGUCCUAUGCCCUUUACUCCUUAUUAUAGUUUUAACUUAUUGACUGUGCAUGACCCAGUGGUUUGAAUUGUUUUUAGUUCAAGACAUUGGUUAAAAACUAGGCUUAAAGAGAUGAGCUACUGUUUAAAGUGAGCUGCCCUGCCUGAUUAAUUUGUUGUGAAAAUUAAAUCAUUUUUCCAGAGUUGGGGGAUGGAUCAUCCCCAAAACAUAGCUAUGCAUGCAGAGGACAAGAUUUUCUUUCCUCCCCUUGCCCAGUAGCCACAUCUGGUUUACUCCGGCAGCAUCUACUAAGAAAUUCAUACCUGCACAUAUCAGUGACAAAUUGUCACAUGGAGGUUACCUUCCCUAUGGAGUCUCCAGAUCUGUGAGUUGAGCAGAUUUCUUGUUGCAGAUUCACCUUUAAUGCAAAAAUUAUAUUAUCCUCAAGUGACUUCUUUUGUCAUAGUCUAAGAGAUGGUAGGGUAAAUCUGUAUUUUCUAACCAGAAGAUUCAGAGGCACUGAAUCAGUAUGCUUCCAGAUAACUGAAUGUAAAACACCCCUAACCAGCUGUUGAAUUCCAUGUCCCUGUUUACUUGUAGUAUUUUCCCGCAAAAGUAGAGAAAAAUGUUGAUGACUAUUUCAAAUUCUCUCAGCCCUAAUGUUCCAGAGGGCUGGUAGUUACAGCUGUGUUGGUGGCCCUGUUCUCAGAACCCUCUCCCUCUCACAGGAGAGCCAGUGCUUACUUCAUCUAGUGUGGUUUUCUAUUGGAAGAGAGAGAAGGCACUAGUGAUCAAGGCUACAGAAUUAACUAUCCUGCUGGCCAUUUCAGGGCACCAAAAGUUGGGGCAAAACUUGCCACUCCCAGCCUCUUGAACAGUUGUGCUGUUACUAGUUUUAUAUUUGUCCUUUUAAUAGGCUGAGCAACUUGACUUUGUUUACAAACACAUUGACACCAUUUGCUUCAGGCCAUGAAGCACUAUUGUUUCCCCCUUUUUACUAUUUAUAGGAUUCCUUUUUUCAUAAACUUUUAACAAAAACAUGCUGUAGAAAUAAACACAUUAAAAUUUGCCCAGCUGUCUUCUAAGCCCUCUUGAUUGACUUGCCCAUGUGGCAGUCCAGUUCUAAUAUCUGUAAUAAAGGGAGAUUUACUAUUGGUGAAAAGUGUGGACCCUGUAGGAAAACAGUAUGUGCCUUGCCUUUUUAUGCAUACUGGGUUACAGAGGCCCAGAGUAAAGGAAUAUUUGUUCCCAAUUUUUAAAAUAGAAUGAAAAGGCAAAUCCUCAAUGAUUUUUUUUUUUCUUUACAAAAAGGAUGCUUAUUCAAGGUGACAUGCCACUAUGUUAUAAAUCCUGACACAGGCAUAAGGCCAAGAAUUUUCUCCAGGGUUACUAACAUUGCUUUAUGGUAGCUUCAUAUUCUGAUGUGGUUUAAUAUAACCUGGGGGCAGUUUGAAGCAGUUCUUCAUGCAUUCAGUUCAAAAAGAAGUUCUAGAUGUGCAAACGAUUUUUCUUAGAAAAAUGUUUACCAAAUGGAUGUUUUUCAUAGCACAGUAGGAGUGUGUUUAGUUAUCAGUCACAUACCUACCCACCUGAAUUAUAUUGUAGCAAAAAGUUAAGACCAGUUAAGAUUAUGGAUAGUAAUGUGUAUGUUAUAAUACAACCUGGAGUACAUUAAACUGACUAUAAGAAAUCAUCCAGGCAAUAGGACAGUAAUAAAGAGAUAUUUUUUUCCAAACUUCAUUAUGAAAAGUGUUAAAGUUCUAAAGUACAGGCAAGUUGAAUGGGAAAAAACUAAGGUGCUUUUCAAAAAAAUAACUGAAAUUGUUGCAGGCCAAAACAGCAAUAUCAUAUUUCUAGUUUAGUUCAAAAGGAACAGUGAAACUUUUGGUUCACUAAUAAAUUCUGAAUAAAUUAAUGGUGAACACAAAAUGUAACCUGUUUUAGUGAGCCACUGAGAAAAGACUCUUCUUAUUACAAAGACAAAUGUGCAGAAAAACCUUGCACCUUUCUGCAUGAACUUAGGACUGACUUCAUGUGCUGCUAUUGUGUUCCCAUGUAUUCCUGCAAUAUAGACUGUUUUAGUAACAACUGUGGGAAAAAGUUGUCUUCCCUACAAAGACUAAUGAGCACAAUGGUACUAAUCACUUAAUUUUCUAUUGAAUAACAUGCAAUAAUUGCCUCUCACAGGUAAGAAGUUCUCUGUCUACUUUUAAAGCUUUUUAAUUUUCUGGUUAUAUCCAUGGCCACUUAUAUGAAUGGAGAGUAUUGUGCACCUAUGUACUACUUUGAGAAUUGAUUUUUUACUAAGCCUGAUUUGCACAAAUUGAGUUUAUACCAAUUGCUGUUUAUUAACAAAAAUGGUGAGCCUAUUUUUAAAGUAAUAUGUGUUUGUCAACAGGAGUGGGUUCUCUGACCUUUUAACACUUACAUCACUUAACUUCUCCCAAAAUCUCCACCUUUUAUUCCUCCUUUUGCAUUGUCCCUUUGUAGGUACCUCAGUCUUGGCACCCCAAGAGGACUCUGUUAUCUCUUAUCUAUUCCAAAUGACUUUGAACCUUGUGCUAUUGCUCUACUGCUUGAGGGAGAAGCAAUAUAUCUUUAAUUCAGGGCUCUGCCCACUGCUAUUCAACUCUAACCUGAGGGCAGUAACACUCCUGUAACUCUCCUGGUCUGAACUCAGGACCAUUGAUCCCUUUAGUGCAAUGAGGCAUCUAUUGUCAAAGAGGGAUAUCAUUUGUUAAGCCCCAUAUAAAUACUGAAUUUUCAGGUCCAGGGAUGUUUACGUUUCUGGGUUAAAAUCAGAGUACUUAUGGAAAAUAAAGGCAUGUUUGAAAUUGC
This is a messenger RNA of Miniopterus natalensis, 3815 nucleotides long. The record is from RefSeq and is a predicted model, not a curated record. Lineage: Eukaryota; Metazoa; Chordata; Mammalia; Chiroptera; Miniopteridae.